Molecule: messenger RNA, 3814 nt
Organism: Phycodurus eques (leafy seadragon)
Lineage: Eukaryota; Metazoa; Chordata; Actinopteri; Syngnathiformes; Syngnathidae
Gene: fdxacb1
Product: ferredoxin-fold anticodon binding domain containing 1
Exons: 5
Coding region: 249-2135 (628 amino acids)
Biological process (GO): rRNA base methylation
Cellular component (GO): cytoplasm
Molecular function (GO): rRNA (uridine-N3-)-methyltransferase activity
Source: RefSeq, a predicted model, not a curated record
GUGAGAUUAAUCCUGAGCUUUCGCGUGCUGCCUGAGGCACCGUAAAUCAAGACGUCAGACGGUUUUAGCCUACAAGACAGGAACCUCAAUUUAAUUGCUCAGACAACAAAAUGCCUAUUAUUUAAGUCGGUUUAACACCCGACUCCCACGCGCGUUUCUUUUGCGACGAGAAGAGAAAAUACUUUUAGAAACCUGUAGGAUAUUUUUUUUCUUCUUCUCGCGCGCGCGCUGUGACCUAUCGGUUGGAUAUGUCUCGUUCACUGUCGAUAUUGCUGGUGGGAGAAGGGAACUUUUCGUUUUCCGCUGGUUUGUGCCGCUUACCAUGGGAGGUGAGCGUCACGGCCACUUGUAUGCAGCCUCAGGAGGAGGCACUGCGGCAGGAAGGCGCAUUCAAUAACAUGCAGAGCAUCAAGGACUCCGGUGGAAGUGUGCUUUUCGAGAUAGACAGCACAAAGCUUGGGGAAUGCGCAUCCCUGCAAGGGCAUUUGUUUGACCGUGUGGUAUUUAACUUCCCACACUGCGGGAGAAAGAGUGGCGUUAAAAAGAACAGGCAACUUCUCAAAGACUUCUUUCUCAGUUGCAUUCAGGUGUUAGCUGAACACGGCGAGGUUCACGUUUCCCUGUGCAACGGACAGGGCGGGACGCCGGCCGACCAGCCGAGGCGAGAGCGACACAACAGCUGGCAGGUGGUUGCCAUGGCGGCAGAGGGACACCUCAUCCUCAAUGAUGUCCGCCCUUUCGAGAGUGACAAAUACCAGAGCUACAAGUGCACAGGAUACAGGAGUCAAGAUAAAGGCUUCCAUUUGGAGAAUGCUUUGCUCCAUGUGUUUACUCGCAGCGCCCCCUUCAGUUGCCCUCAAGUAUUUAAAGUCGAAGAAACUGUGGAAGGAGAAAAAGUCCAGUACAACAUACCAGCAGAACUCAGUGAUUACACGUCUCGGGGCUUUCUCGCCUCAGAUUCUGUCCAUCCUGUCAAAUUGGUGCAAGAUUUUCUUCUCGAGAGGCUACAGGAAAAGUGGGCGGUCUCCAUGGCGACAGAGACCCUUCCUGUCCUCCUCAGAGCCAAACAGUUGAAUUUGUGCUACCCUGACAUAGACCGCACACUGUUCUACUGGAUUCACGGGUGUCAGAAAGAGCUGAACUGCGAGGCUUGUACCUCCACAGAGGAAUUGGCGAGUCAGGUUCGAGGGUCGUGCGUUGUCUCAAAGCCAAUGGACAAGGUGUUGAAUAGUAAGGGAGUGGAGGGGAUAAGGUCAUUAUGCUCUCCUGAUGUUGACCUUGAGGGGGAAACUGCUCUUUAUAUAUUGCGUCCCUCACUGCGCCCCCAGAUGGAAACACUUGUCGCGAAAAAAGAAGAGUUGACCACUGGAAAGACAGAAAUUGAAAAAAAACAAGAUAAGGGAAUUAAUCUGGAGCAUAGUGGGAAAUGGAAUGGUGUGGCAAGCAAGCUUUUUGGAAUCAGUGGUCUGGUGUUCAGAAAUGUUCCGGUCCAGCACUGGGCUCUGCCUGUCUUCCACGAGCUCCUCUUCACUGGUGUUCUCCCUAAAGUGUACGAGCCAGUCAAUGUUCUUGAGCAAACUUUGGGAAUGCUGCUAGCUCCCUACGGCGUCUCCACGGUUACCAAGCAGGAAGGUCUGCAUCUGAUGGCACAGCCGAUGGGGUUAAUCGGUAAAGUGGUCACAAGUAGCACAAGUGAUGUCAGCCUCCUCAGCGUGACUGUGUCUUUAAAUCUGGACCUCCUCGCUGUGCUCAUGUUCUCACUUCCAGACUGGCGUCUGUUGUGGUCACAUGACCCACGCUUCUUGCAGCAGUUUGUCCUCCGGCCAAUGCCUGGGACACCUUUCACCGCCUACUCUCUGUUCCCUGAGCUCUUUAGCUUCGACAUUAGCUUCUGGACGGGGACGGCGUGGGAGGAAAAGAAGUUCCACGCGCUGGUCCGAGAGGCCUCCUGCGGGAAUGUGGAGCAUGUUAAACUCAUUGAUAAGUUUUCACAUCCGGACCUGAGCCAGACCAGCUACUGCUACAGGCUCAUUUACCACUCCCACACACAUGCACUGUCACACACACAAACCCUCCAGUUCCACAAACACUUGGAGUCAUUACUGUCCUCAUGCUUGGAAGUGACAAUCAGGUAGCAGCUAAUAUUCCUCAGUUUGUCUGCAAACUAUAAUUUUUUUUAGACUUUUUCAUUAAAUGUAGAUGAGAACCUUGAAAUGAGUCAAAUGUUGUGAAACAGUGUUUCACAUGAAGUUUAAUUUAGGCUACGCCUUUGAAAAAGCACUUCUGUGUGCUCAAACAUGUGAUCUAACACUGUCUGGAUACAUCACCAGAGUGCUCUCGAGGGUUUCCCAACCUUUAUUAAUUCAAAGCCGAUACUUUUCAUUAUUUCAUGGCACACCAUCAAACAUAGUACUGUAUACUGAAAUAAUGAUGCUGUGGUUGAAGUGGUGGUAGUGGAAGAGCAUUUCAUGCUUCUGUCUUUGGUGCAGUCGUUGAUAAUCACUGCUUGAGAGUAAUUCGGUACAAUCUAUAGAGGGAAUGGAAAUAAGACAAUAUGCCAGUGUUUUAGUCAUAUACAUAGUUAUUAAUCAGUGUUAUUUAAUAGUUGAGUUGUAUGUGCAGAAAGAGCCUUGGAGCUUGGUAUUGUGCAAUAUAUGCAACAACAAAAAAAGAAUAAGGGACUUUAUACUAAACAAUAAAUUGGCGAAUAAAUGUGCACAUUGCAGUGCAUUAUGUAAACUGGAGUACUGUAAACAGUCAUUUGUUUACAAUAAAUGAAGUACUUUAAAUGAUUUGCUUGUAUUUCACAAUCUACACAUGCCAUUGAUGUUAUUUCAUUAUUGAUGGUUUUGAGUCAGAGACAAGAUUACUGUACAGCUAUUUAAAAAAAAAAAAAAAAAAAACGGGCAAUAAGGAUCAUCAACAACGUCGGCCAUCUGGACGACUUUCACUCUUGUGGCAGUCAAAAUUAUUAAAAUUUGCACACAAGUUAAAUUCCUAACCACACAGAUCAUGUACAAAGUUCAUAUAAUGUUACCAAAAAAUAUUCCAGAAUUGUUUUACAAUUGAAAGGUCGUUAUAUCUUCAAAAUUAGGAGAAUCUAUACAAACUGGAAAUUAUUUUGUAUUUCAUUCUGUGAGGUAAGACAACAAUAGAUAGGUAGUUCAUAAAUUUAUUUAUCCCGUUGGGGAAAUUCAGCCACCUCGCAGCUCACAGUCAAUGCACCAAAAUAAAUAAUCAAAUACAAUCGUCAAUUCAAAUUCAAAAGCUCAAAUACACUCCACUCGUAAAGUAGCAGUCAAGCCAGCCACCCUAAUUUUGUUCAUGCUAGGCAUUACGGUAAUAGGUCGCCAACUCGCCGCGAAAGCCACCUUCAAAAUAAAAGCUUGCCAAUAAUACGGACGUCAAUGCUCUUCGGUUAAGGAAUGCAACCAUCAAAGUUAAUUUGAAUCUUGACAUGCAUUCAAACAUUUUGUUUAUUUGAUUUCUUGGGGAAAAUUAAUGGUAAAUGGACUGCAUUUAUAUAGCGCUUUAUCUAUACCAUCACAGUGCCCAAAGCGCUUUACAAAGCCUCACAUUCACACACACAUUCAUAAACCAAUGGGCGACUGAUGCCAUGCAAGGCACUGCCAGGCCCACUGAGAGCAAAUUAGGGUUCAGUGUCUUGCCCAAGGACACUUCGACAGUCGUAGCAGGGAUUCGAACCUGUUCUACCUACUGACCUAAAGCCACCCCAACAUAAUCCCAUUGGUAUCGCAAGACAAGUCCAGAUCUGUGUGACAGACCACCAAGGACUCCACUAAAAGAGGUUUGA